Messenger RNA from Lactuca saligna, 339 nucleotides. NCBI's taxonomy places the organism in Eukaryota, Viridiplantae, Streptophyta, Magnoliopsida, Asterales, Asteraceae. The record is from the annotation of a GenBank genome assembly.
AUGUCCCGUGUUAUGAGUAACUUGGAUUGGCUUGUCAAUGAGGGAUUCGUUAGGAUGGUAGACAAGGUCAUUAAGCUUCCUUACUUUUUGCAUGAUGUUGGUCGGAUCAUACAUAUGUGCUUUGCUGCUGGUGAAGAGUUUGGAAGGGAGACGUUGCACAAGAAAAUUGAUGUUGGGACGUUUGAUCCUCGUGCUGCUAGCUCAACUUCUAUCCACACUAGAGAGAUGGUGGGUGCUAUUGAUUCAUUCCUCACAUAUCAUUACACAUUCCUCAUGAAGUUAGGCUCUCUAUACAUUAAUGGCCUUCUUCGACUCUAUACGGAUGAUAAUGGUGGAUGA